Lagopus muta (rock ptarmigan) is the source of this 1092-nucleotide messenger RNA. It is a transcript of the gene MIEN1, whose product is annotated as migration and invasion enhancer 1. The transcript is spliced from 4 exons. Gene Ontology annotation, biological process: negative regulation of apoptotic process; positive regulation of filopodium assembly. The record is from RefSeq and is a predicted model, not a curated record. NCBI's taxonomy places the organism in Eukaryota, Metazoa, Chordata, Aves, Galliformes, Phasianidae. Bases 117 to 1061 code for a protein of 314 amino acids.
GGGGGGCUGGAGUGGGGAUGGGGGUCCCCAGUGGCAUCUGUGGGGGUCUCCUGGGUGAUAUGUGAGGCACACAUGGCUGGAGAUGCAUUGAGGGUGCCCGUGGGUCUUCACGGGGGAUGUGGGGUCCCCGUGUGGCUCAGGGGUGUCCCUGUGGGUCUGGGGGCCCCCCCCAUAGGAGGCACAGGGGAUCCCUGUUGGGUGCUGGGGGUCCCAGAAGGUCAUUGAGUCUCCAGAGGGGGUCCCCACGGGGUUUCCCUCCACGGAGGAUCCCGAGGGUGCCCUGGGGGUCCCGUGAGGGUCCUGUGGGGCUGCGGGCUGUGGGUCACACCGUGGGGGUCCCACGGCAGGGAGGUCAGUGGAGGUCCCACAGGUGCAGUGCAGGCUCUGUGGUUCUGUGCACAUCCCCCGUGGGCUUGUGGAGCUCCCGGAGGGUCGCUGUGUCCCCAGGGGGGUUUCUCUGUAUCCCCUCGAGGUCCCUCUGUGCCCCACGGGUCUCCGCGUGUCCCCAUGAGGUCCCUUUGCGUCCCCACACUCCGCAGGGGGCAGCGGCACGUCCCGGUGCUAUACGUCCCUCCCGUCAGCAGAGGGCGGUAACGCGGAGGGAGCGGAGCAGACGAGAGGGCGGUGCAGAGCGGCCGGAAGCUCUGUGUCACGUGGCGGCACCCGGAAGCGGCGGCAGGAGUGCGGCCAUGAGCAGCGGCGGCGGCGGCAACGGAGCGGCGGCCGCUGGGACCGAGACCGGUGACGGUUUUGUUUCCAGUUCCGGUUCGGAGCGGCGGGUCCACAUCAUGGUGGAGUACUGCGAACCCUGCGGCUUCGGGGCCACCUACGAGGAGCUGGCGAGCGCCGUGCGGGAGGAAUACCCCGACAUCGAGAUCGAGUCCCGCCUGGGGGGCACCGGCGCCUUUGAGAUUGAGAUUAACGGGCAGCUGGUCUUCUCCAAGCUGGAGAACGGAGGCUUUCCCUACGAGAAGGACCUGAUCGAAGCGAUCCGCAGAGCCAGGAAUGGGGAACCGCUGGAGAAGAUCACCAACAGCCGCCCUCCCUGCGUCAUCCUGUAGCCCCGCGCCUGGUGGGGGUCUCCUGUCCCCU